AUGUCUAAACUUGUACUUGUUCUCGUUCUCGUUACGGUAGCUCCGUUUUCGGAGUCGUUUACGAUUGGUUGCCGUCGACUAUCGCUAUCAGCGAAGGCGCGAGACAUCACCGUCCUCCAAUCCACGGCUCCUCGAUCGUCACCUCCCAAGGGCUACAGCUACGUAGAAGGGUCGGAGUACGGGAACUUGGAAGAUGAACUGGACGCCAUGGGUGGAGAUCCUGCCUUCUUAGACAGCUUUUCCGAGCGCAAGGUUGAGGCUGCAGGAGACGAUGGAAACGACGGCGAAAACGACGGUUGGGACGUUCCUGCAUUCGUUGGCGUUUCCAAUGGCGACGUUCAACCCAACGACCCGUCAGCUCCCGGUGGUAAACGAGCACAUCGCUUGGAAUAAGCGAAGAGCUACCAACAGCAAUCCUUCAUAAAAUACUUGCUAGACCCAGGAGUAUCGAUUCUUGCGUU
Phaeodactylum tricornutum CCAP 1055/1 is the source of this 461-nucleotide messenger RNA. RefSeq lists its product with no specific name. The transcript has 2 exons. Bases 1 to 393 code for a protein of 130 amino acids. NCBI's taxonomy places the organism in Eukaryota, Bacillariophyta, Bacillariophyceae, Surirellales, Neidiaceae. The record is from RefSeq and is a predicted model, not a curated record.